Molecule: messenger RNA, 3628 nt
Organism: Seminavis robusta
Lineage: Eukaryota; Bacillariophyta; Bacillariophyceae; Naviculales; Naviculaceae
Source: the annotation of a GenBank genome assembly
AAAACCUCACUGGCUGCUUUCUUGCCUGCAGCUUUUUUGCUGGUCGAUGCUCGUGGAGUUUGGAAUGAUUACAAUCAUCAGGUCUCAACAACCCACAAUCAGCCCACACAAAACCCAUCAUCUCUCUUAUCUAUCUGUCCAUCCCAUCCAGUAUCUUUUGCUACCAUGGCCAUUUCCAGAUCUCUGUCUCUCAAGCGACCCCGCACCACUUGCUUGAAACAUGCAGUGCAAGCAACCAAGGAAGCUACGAGCUGCGAGUCGCCCAAAGCCCCGUCAUCAAUGAAGCGGGUGGUAUCAUUCGAAGACAAGAUUCAGGUCAUCAAGGUCCAACGAGUGGACUCGUCUUUGAAGAACGAAUUGUACUACCGUCGAUCUGAUUUUCGUCGCUUCAAGAAAGAAUCCAAGCAAAUCAUGAACAUGCUCGAUCGAAGACUUCGACUUGGCUCAUCGUCUUCAUCAUUAUCAACCUCCAAGAGGCUCGGUCUGUCUCUUCGAUUUCCGACUUCAUCGUCUUCCUCCUCCGGCCGCCAUAAGGCCCUGUCACUGGCAAGCUUUCGUCUGCGGUGAAUGCACAAAAAGCAAACAUUUUUCUAGCUCUGUACACUGCUGUAAAAUUCCAAAUAAAAACUUUAAAUUGAAUCGAAUCGAAGAAUCGAAUCAUUCCUCUUUUAUUUUAUUAAUUGGUGUGCAUCUCGUUUGUCUCGUAUCUAGCUAGGCUGAGCCACACAAUGUUUUGAGAUGUGCAACAAUAAUGUAUUGUUAGGGAUUUUCGAGAUCUAGCUGGUUGCUUGCUAUGGUAGUGCUGGCUAGAUAGUAGCUACCGGUAUGCGACCUGGCUGAAGAUGUCGGGGCUAAACAGCCGCCGCGGCUACGGUAGAAAUUACUCUGGACGAGGACCAGCCAUCAAUUUCCGAGCUCGCUCCCUGCUGGCACUGACCAUGAAGCCAAACACACAAUUUAUUUACGCACUUGCUUGGCCAGACAACACAUUGGAUAACAUUCCUAGACGGAUGGUGUCUCAUCAAGGUCAGCUCGUUGCUGCCGGCGGUCUGCCAGCAACCGAAGAAGCUUCAUUUUCCUCGCUCCAACUCCACGAUCUUCUCCGAACAAACCCGCUCGCUCUACUAGCUACGGUAGCUAGCAAUGACAUACUUGUAGCUGGCUAAUACUCCGCACAGUUUGCUGGACUAGCUUGGUGGUGGCUGUCCACCACCGGUAGACUACUGAACCUGUUUGGUUUAAAGCUCUGAAUUGACUAAAGAUGCGUAAAGCUAAUAGUACUGGAAGAAUCGGCGCGAUCAUCGAUGCAUAGCUACUAUAUUGCCUACUAAGGACAGUAGUCGUCGCAGUUAUGAUUGGGGAGUUUGGCUAGCUAGCUACUGGCUGGGCGCCAUCCAACAGGGGCUGGAGGCCUGACAUACAGUAGUAGACUUGUUCCUCCCAGCGCCCUUGCUUCAUUGCUUGUUCCCAACCUACGUACUACAGUGUAGCCAGUAUGGUGGAUUCAUACACCGCAAUCUCACGAUUUUCUCGUCUGGUCAAUGUACAUGUACCUUGGUAGAAUGCGAACACACCACCACCCAACCCAAGAGUGGAUACGCCAGCGACAGCACCAUCAAGGUACUGGUACUGGUAGCAAGCGCCACCUCACUGACCAGAAACGUUGUGAAGAUGGGGCAGCGAUUGCUAUUUGCUCGGUCCUUUUGUGAUGGAGGGUAGACGAUGAAAAUGGAUCGUCGUAUUGAGCAACGCACCCUUGACGGGGGAUUGAAAAUAUUGUGCAGUGCUACAGCCAGCCAUAUCUAACGCAAUCUUUAGCCAACAAGCAGUAUUUAUUCACCGUCCACUUUUGACACACAAGCAAUGACUACAUACUGUUGUUAUCUCGCUACAUGAAUGCAGUGCAUCCAUGACGACCUGCACUUGUUGUUGGAACGUAUUGCGUGGUGACCAAUCCACCGCAUAGCGGGGUCUUCUCUCGUUGCCCUUGCUCCCUUGCUUACUUAGGCUGCCGGAGCAAUGGCAUCAACGUGAAGCAAGAUGAUAUUCAAAAGCAAUCCUUGCAUAUGAGCUUCCCCGAAGUUCUGGAUCCUAUCGUUGAUACUGUUUGAUGAAACCACUUCCAUUAGAGUGCCAAAGAUGUGGCGGGCCUUCCCAAAGUGACAGAGGUCGUAGCUGGCAAUGGCCAUGUUGUUCAUGGCAGCCACCACAAUGUUCAUGUAUCCUGGCAUACCUGCAUGGACCGAACACUGGACCUGUGCCAGACACAGGUCAUACCAGGUCAGAGCCCGGAUCAAGGCUUGCUCUCCAAUAUCCUUGGUUUUCAUCUGGUAAGUUAGGCCCAAGUUGAACUGAACCAUGGCCAGGCACACGGGUAGAAACGUCAUGGUCGCGUGCGGAGAGAGAACAAGAGAUGGAUUAAAGACAAGUGCCUCCUUGUACACAAAGUGCUGAUGCUCAAAGGUUGUGAUAGUUGGUGCGGGUGCGCUUGGGCUGAAGGAAGGAUUCCUGCCGGAAAACUGCAAAUGCGCCGACUUGGCCUCCUUCAAAGCUGACGCCCAGGUUAACCCAACAGGUGAUCCAUUGCUGCAGCCGUAGCUAUUAGAUGCGCUCCCGUCAAUAGGCCCCAAGGAUUCAGGGGCAGGUCCAUGUCGAAUGAAGGUACCCAACAGCUCCAACGCACUGCUAAACGAUUCGAACGCUAGAUUCACAUGGCCGCUCGCGAGAGCCGCGGCACCUCUUGUGUUGAGUUCCGAUAUGGACGCAAUUGUGUGCUCCAUGGCGGACAGAGACAGACAGGAUGGUGGUGCUGUUUAGUAGCAAGGGAGGUUUGGCAACCCAGCUGAAACGAGAAGGCGAUGCGACGCGAAGGUGUGAAGGUGUGAAGGUCUUUUGGAUUGUAGAGGGUACUCGAGUGCUUUGGACUUUGGAGGGGAGACUGUAAUCGAGAGCUGCUCGAGUAAAGGGUUUCAGGCCGGAAGAGGAAGCGUUCAAGCGUUGUGCUGUUGUUUCUUCGGGCUCCAGCUUGGAAGACAGCUUUCGAAACGGGCGUUGCGGUAAAUCUAGAGUUAAGGUUACGUUUUACUUUAAUUCAUUUUAUUGAUAUUGUGUUUUACCAAGUCUACCUGGGCUACGAAACAGAUGGCCGCGGAGAUACUUCUUCUUCUCUUCGAAAACGAGAAGAUGUGGAAGACAAGCUGACGUGGGAAAACGAAAAGUGUCAAUGUCUUUAAAUAAAAUAUUCGGCGCGACAAAGAAGAUUGUCCUCAAAGGACACCAAAAAGAAGCUCCAGCCGCCGCAAACAGCACUCCGAGCUCAGAGUAAAAGAUAUGAGAGACGUUGCUGACGUGGGAAAACGAAAAGUGCCAAUGAUGUUUAACAAAAAUAGUUCUUGCGACAAACCGGUUGUUAUAAAUCAGCUAAUUGAGUAUGAAAGCUACUAGUAACAUGCUUGACCUGCUUAUGGUAUGAUCAUACUCGAAGGACGGAGGACGCGCGCCUGAUGGCCGUGGAUCUUUUAAUUGGUUUAACCGUCGGAUUAGAAUCUUUAAGUAUCCAAAUCUAAAAAAAGACUCACACAAGCGUCAGCUGUUUUGGAAUGAAUCUCACAACGUGGCUUCUGAGCUG